Messenger RNA from Poeciliopsis prolifica (blackstripe livebearer), 2740 nucleotides. RefSeq names its product zinc finger protein RFP-like. Lineage: Eukaryota; Metazoa; Chordata; Actinopteri; Cyprinodontiformes; Poeciliidae. Bases 909 to 2594 code for a protein of 561 amino acids. The transcript is spliced from 3 exons. Gene Ontology annotation, molecular function: protein binding; zinc ion binding. The record is from RefSeq and is a predicted model, not a curated record.
AAGAAAGUAAAUUAGGUUUUGCUGGGGAGUGUUUAUAGCUUGAGCUGUCCACGACUCUGAGCAGCAGCACAUAUAUGUUGAGAUUUCUGUUCCCUCUAACUACAAAACUUAUUGUUUUCUGAGUUUUGUGUCUCCAGUCUGCGGGGAUGGGGACACAGCUGUAACCUACAGGCCUGAUAAGCAGCAGAAGAGCUCCCCCCUUUUACAGGCAAGACUACACUUGGACAGGAAGUAAAAAGAGAAAAGCAAUAUUUAGUAGAUGCAUGUAGAAAAUGCAGUGAGCUUUGUGUUGCGUUUCAGUAUUUUUUUUUUUUUUUUGGUGUGUGUGUCAUUAAACACAAAACAGAUCGAAUGGUAAACAGAGACGUUCAUGUGUUUUAUGACAAUAGCUGGUAUUUACAGGGCGUGGCAUUGUCUGAGUAACCCUUUGUGUGUAUUCAUUGACAGAUUGCUUCAAAAGAUAUAUAGCUUAUGUAAUUAUCUUUUGCUUUAUAAGGAAGCUUGUUACAUAAUCUGAGAAGAAAGUUGCUUAUAUAAACCUUACUGAUCUGUAUAUAAAAUAUAUAAUUUCUGAUUUGCUCCUUUAAAGAAAGUGGUUAUGUCUGAUUGUAUUAAGUGCCUUUCACUCACUGUUAGCAACAGGUCAUCUAAUGGUUUAAUGGCUCUUUGUUACUUUCACAGCUAUAGCCAUAAACUUUGAUGUAUUUCAUUAGGAUUAUAUGUGACAGAUCAACACGAAGUACCAGACUGAAGUCUUUUUGCUGCCUUUAAGACGUUUUCUUCCAGGAAUUAUCUCUAUCCAUUUUCCCAUCUACUAUAACGAUCUUUUGAGACUUGAAGAGGAAUAUCCGUAAAGCAGCAAAGUGCAGGCUAGCAGCAGAAAGCCUGAACAAGUAACCAACUCAUAAAUGGCAUCUGGUGGAAGUCUCUUAACCGAGGAACACUUACUGUGUCCCAUCUGCCUUGACGUCUUCAAGAAACCCGUUUCCACUCCAUGUGGACACAACUUCUGCCUGCCCUGUAUAUCGAGCUACUGGGACACCACGUUUGUCAGCCAAUGUCCAGUCUGCAAGGAAGACUUUCCAAACAGACCCAACCUUAAGGUCAACAUCUUCAUUGCAGAUCUGUUGUCACAGUUCAAGUCUCUUCAAGGCCUGAACGUUCACAGCCAAAGGUCAGCAGGUCAGCAGCCAGUCAGCUGUGGCAUCGAGGUGCAGUGUGACUUCUGCAGCAGCCAGGCUGUGAAAUCCUGUCUUGACUGUGUCUGGUCGUACUGCGACGGCCAUCUUCAGCCUCAUGACAGCGUUUCUGAGCUAAAGAGACACACGCUGGUUGGUCCUGUGGAGAGUUUGGGGGAAAAGGUGUGCAGGAAGCAUCGCAGGCUGAUGAUGCUGUUCUGCAGGAACGACAACACGGUGCUUUGCGACCUCUGCAUCGGAUCGGGGCACGCCAACCACGAUGUGGUUUCUGUGCAGAGUGGAUACGACGAUAUGACACUUCAGGUCUUGAGAAAUGAGGUCAAAGUGCAGCGGAUGAUUCAAGAAAGGACGCAGAAGAUCCAAAACACAAAGGAGUCGCUGAUGCAAGGAAAGACGGAGACAAAUAAGCUGAUAGAAAAUGGAAGUUGGGAUCUAACGCAGUUGGUUACUGAGAUUAAGAGGACCCAAGAGGAACUCGUUAAGGUGUUUGAAGAGAAGCAGAAAGAAGCAGAGAACCAAGCAACGGAUUUAAUUACAGACAUGGAGAAAGAGAUUUCUUGUUUGAAGGUGACGGCAAAGAAUCUGGAGGAACUGAAGGAGCUUAAAGACCCAGUGUGUUUUCUCAAGCGGUACCCAAACCAGUCCCUCCUCCCACACACCAUGGACCUGUCCACACUCAACUUCAUCAGGCACCUGGAGGUGAAGUACAUGCAUAAAUCUGUGAGAAACUCAGUAUGUCACAUGCAGGACUUACUGGGUAAGCUGAACGAAGAACUCAACAGAUUCUCAAACAGCACGGACACAUCAAACAAGGCAACGCUCAGGUACAUGCAGCAGUACGGGGAGGACAUUGUGCUGGAUUUUGACACAGCUCACCCCAUGCUCACCUUAUCCGCCGAUGGGAAGCAGGUGUGGUACAACAUGGGCACUGGUUUGUGGGGAAACCAGAUCCCAAAACCCAACAUGUUCACUCAGCAUCUCGCCGUUGUGGGGCAGAGAGGAUUUUCCUCACGCAGGUUUUACUUUGAGGUUCACGUGGGACAAAAGACAGAGUGGUGUCUGGGCGUGGCAACGGCGUCACUCCAGAAGAACGGGGCGAUAGUUCGGAGUCCAAACUCCGGACUCUGGGCCAUCUGGUUCUUGGUAGACAAGUUUGAAACCUUCAGCUCGCCAGGCGAGGCGGUGCAUGCAGGGAAAGUGGAGCAUGUCGGGGUUUUUGUUGACUACAACGGAGGUCAGGUAUCGUUCUUUGACGUGGUCAGAGCAGUACACAUUUACUCGUUCACUGAGUGCUUAUUUACCGAGGAGCUGUAUCCAUACUUUAAUCCCUGCGAUAAUGAGUAUGGUUCAAAUCUGGAUCCCAUGAUAAUUGUUCCCGUUUCUUCUGCAGAAUGAACAGAGUAUUUACAGAACGGCUAUUUAAUUUAGAUUAGAAAACACAAAAUCUUACCACGUAUUUUUGAAAUAGGACAAAACUAACUUACAAGUGACUUUUCAGCAACAUAUAUCAACAAUUAAAUCAAUAAAAGUACCAGAUCCAG